This is a messenger RNA of Aspergillus novofumigatus IBT 16806, 2625 nucleotides long. RefSeq names its product PSP1 family protein. Gene Ontology annotation, cellular component: cytoplasm. Bases 1 to 2625 code for a protein of 874 amino acids. The transcript is spliced from 3 exons. Lineage: Eukaryota; Fungi; Ascomycota; Eurotiomycetes; Eurotiales; Aspergillaceae. The record is from RefSeq and is a predicted model, not a curated record.
AUGGCCGCGUCGUCUGAAAAGUCCACGCAGGAAUCUAAACCUGCCGAUCCGCCAGCAGUGUCCAGUAAUGCGUCAGCCAGGCUUGAAAAAACCCAUCCUGGAGUCCGUCGUUCGACGCCCGAUUCGGAAGCUUUGGCAUCUUCAGAUGACGACGUAGAACACUCGCAUCUGCCGUCAACAUCUGUACCUGUUUCUGCACCCAAACCUACUCGCCGUACUUCAUGGCUGAACGAGAUUCCCCUCAAUAUGCCCCGAAAGGUGUCUCUGACUACUGGUUCGUUGAUCUCAGGCACCGGUGCAUCUAACCCGACCAGCCCCGCAACCGAUCACACCGGAUGGCCUUCGGGGUCAAGCCCUGGAUUGGGCAGCCCAAUGAACUGGAACCACGUCGGAAACAACUCGUUCACAUGGGGCACAGGCAUUUGGAAUUCCGAAUCCAGAAAAGAGCCGCCACCCCGACUCUCAGAGAUUGUCCCGUCGCCUACGAUGUCUAAUGCGUCUGCUGCUAACAACUAUUUUGCGGAUGAGUUGCUGAGUCCCACUGCCCGCACUACAUCUGGAGAGUCGGCGAUCCCGUUCUCUAUCCCGCUUCACCCCACGCCCAAGACCUAUCGCUCGCAGUCAUACUCCGUGGGACAGAUGGAUCCAGAAUACUUGAACACGAUGGCCAAUAAGUCGGCGGCGCCGUAUCCAGGUGGGCGGGCUCGGAAUGCUGGACAGUACUCCGCGCUGCAACACCGAUCGUCUCGGCCAAGCCUCCUUGGAGAACUUGGUCAUGACCCUGCCACUCUCGGUCGUGUUCGUGAAGAUGAUGACGAUGGCGGUAGCGGUAACAGUUCCGACGGUAGUCUCAACGCCUAUUCGGCGAAUCAGGCGCGCACAAUUGAGCAACUCUCGCGGGAGAAUGCAAUUCUGCGCCAGGCUGCAGGUCAACUGGAUAACAGACUUAGAGAUCGCGCCAUGUCUUCUGCGUCCACUGCCAGUGGAUAUGCAGUUGGUAGCAACUUGCGCAACCUCCAUCGGAUUCGUGGAACCGUCCGGAGGAGACGGACCUUGCUGUGGAGGAUCUCGACGAACAACAUUCACAGCAGUCUGCGUAGAAGGUUUUCCGAGCAUUCGGGGAACCUCGAGAAGCAGCUGCCUUCCACUCUCACCCCGCUUGAGAACCGUGCGCUGGAAAAUAUUCGUAAGGCCAAUUGGCAGACUUCCCUUGGAUUUGGCAGCCUCGCCGAUAUUCCUCAGAGCAGGCGACACUCUUUCGCAGACAUUCCCAUUCGGCACGCUUCUAUUUCUGGCGACUCUCAAGCAGCGGCCACCUCCCGGGCUGGAUUGGGAGAUCGGGAAGACCGUCUUGUCAAUAUCAGUGAUGGUUCCCUUUCAAAUGCCCAGAGCCAGAAUCGUGAGUAUCACCGUUUGCAUGUGGCUUCUCGUCCCGAGGAACAUGAAAUGGAAAUGGAAUAUUUACGAGCUCGUCAAUUUGCAGAAUCCUACUUUGCUCGCGACCAAGCUCUUCGUGCUGCCGAAGGACCCUCUGCAGUUCCUACUUCGCUUCACCAGGCUUAUACGAUGCCGAACGCUUACGGCCGCCACCAGUCUGGUCUUGCACAUGGCCAUCAGAAUCAGCUUCUGUAUAUCGUGACUUUCAAGUGCCACCGUGCCGACGUUUUCUACAUUCAAGAAGACACUGGCUUGCAGGUGAAACCCGGUGACUUGGUUAUUGUUGAAGCGGAUCGUGGCACGGAUUUAGGCACUAUCCAGCAUGCGAAUGUAUCCUUGCAGAGAGCCCGGGAGCUGAAACAGCAGUAUGCAGAGGAACACUACAAAUGGCUGAUGAUGUUCUCUCGGCAAGGCCAGAACGGAACCGCGAACGUGACUGGGAGUGUUCCAGCCCUGAGCGGAAGAAGCACUAUCGGCGGCAUGGGUCCUCAUGGUCCGCAUGGUGUGCAGGAUUUAGCAGGAGAUAUCAAGCCUAAGCUCAUCAAGAGACUUGCGCAGAACCACGAGAUCCUGACGCUCCGCGACAAAGAGGGCAACGAGGCGAAAGCAAAGCGGGUCUGCCAGCAGAAAGUCGCCGAGCACAGACUCAACAUGGAGAUUCUUGAUGCCGAAUUUCAAAUGGAUUGGAAGAAACUCACUUUCUACUACUUUGCGGAUUCGUACAUCAACUUCAACUCUCUUGUGACUGAUCUUUUCAAGAUCUACAAGACCAGGAUCUGGAUGUCGGCAAUUAACCCAGCAUCCUUUGUGACUCCGCCAACUGCUGGUUUACCACCUCCGGGAGGUGUUGGAAAUGGCGACGGCCGAGUGUACGGCGCAGCUCGAGACGGCAUGGAUGUUGGCAGAGACACGGUGGGCAAUAAGGUCGGGCCCUUGCGCAGCACCUACACAGAUCCUUAUCAGCCUUUCCCUCAUGGUGCCCGACAGCCUGAUUCCGGCCUUGGUGAACUCGCACCCAGUGCCGAUCCCUUCUCUGCAUACCCGCCAAACGCUUAUGGUGGGACCUUGGACACUGGCUAUAUCGACUAUGCCGCGCAUAGCCCUGGCGUGGGCGGUGGUCCGUCUCGAGUUCAUAAUGCGCCAAAUGACUGGACCACCCGGUUCCAGGGCCUGUCACUUGGAUCUUGA